This is a messenger RNA of Phaedon cochleariae (mustard beetle), 2661 nucleotides long. Lineage: Eukaryota; Metazoa; Arthropoda; Insecta; Coleoptera; Chrysomelidae. The record is from the annotation of a GenBank genome assembly.
AUGUAUGACCUCAACUGCAUAAUGAUCAAUUUAGGUAUAAUAUUAUUCCUCACAUUUUCUUUGAAUAAUUGUGAUAGUUUAAAUGUGCAAAGUUUGGAUGGUGAUUGGUUACUGAAAGCAGCAAAUGGAAAAUAUGUGGACCUCAAAGCUACUGUACCUGGCGGUAUUUACACAGACUUGAUGAACAACAAUAUCAUUGGUGAUAUUUUAUAUGGAUAUAAUGAUAGAGAAACUAAAUGGGUUCCUAGGCUCAACUGGACAUAUUACAGAACGUUUUCUGUUGAUGAAGACAUUUUGAACCAGGAGAACAUUCAUCUGGUAUUUGAUGGCUUAGACACAUUUUCUAGUAUCUAUGUAAAUGACGAAUAUGUAGGAGAAAGUGAAAAUAUGUUUUUACAAUACAUAUUUGAUGUAAAAAAGCAAAUCAAGUUGGGUGAAAAUAAAAUAGAAGUCCGAUUUCUCUCCCCGAUAGAAGUGGCAUCUCAACGUGCAGAAGAACAAAAUAAACUUUAUGAUAUUCCUUUAGAUUGCCCUCCAGAUGCAUAUCGAGGAGAAUGCCAUGCCAAUAUGAUUCGAAAAAUGCAAGCCUCAUUUUCUUGGGAUUGGGGACCAGCAUUCCCAUCUGUUGGAAUAUGGAAAAAUAUAUAUAUCGAGAGCUAUGACGAAUCUGCUAUCAGAUAUGUUGUAGCAGAUGUAACUGAUUCUCCAUCUGAUGAUAGUUGGGACUUGAAUAUCGAUACUUACUUGAUGAAUAACUGGAAUCUGACACAGGUUUUUAACGUCACUGAACAACCUAACAGCUAUGGCGAAAUUGUUUCUACCAUAAGUUUUAAAGUAGCAAAGUCGAAUGUCAACUAUUGGUGGCCUAAUGGUUUUGGCGGUCAUGAUCUUUAUAACUUACGAGUUACGUUUGCUGAUGGAGACUCCUCCGAAUUUGAUUCUAAGGUCAUUCGCAUUGGAUUCCGCACUGUUGAAAUUGUUCAAGAAUCUAUAGGUUCCGGUUUAUCAUUUUAUUUCAAAAUCAAUGGCAUUCCAAUUUUCAUGAAAGGUUCCAAUGAAAUACCAAUUGACAUUCUACCAGAAAGAGGUCAAAACAAAACCACUAUAAAAAAGUUGCUAAAGACUGUCCAAAAUUCUCACAUGAACAUGUUGAGAGUGUGGGGUGGCGGUGUUUACGAAUCCGAUUACUUUUACGACUUGGCAGACGAAUUAGGCAUUCUGAUAUGGCAAGAUUUCAUGUUCGCAUGUUCAAUGUAUCAAGCCGAUGACAUAUUCUUGAACAACAUCAAUGAGGAGGUUCGUCACCAAGUAAAAAGAUUGAGUAGUCAUCCUAGUAUUGCACUGUUUGCUGGUAACAACGAAAAUGAAGGUGCCCUUGCUGACAACUGGUAUGGUACAAACAGCAAUUUUAGUCUGUAUAAAAAUGAUUAUGUGAAAUUGUACAUCGAUACUAUUGAAGUAGAAUUUGAUAGAAUUACCCAUCAAAGAGGAAUUUUCAUUAGCUCCAGUCCAUCAGAUGGAAAUGAAUCUAAAAAGCAGGGCUAUGUUGCUACAAAUCCUGGUGACACCUUGUUUGGAGAUGUUCAUUAUUAUAAUUAUGUACUGGAUCCAUGGGACUCAAAUGUUUACCCCGUGACAAGGUUCGCUUCAGAAUACGGGUACCAAUCUUUCCCUAGUGUUGGAUCACUCUUGAAAGCUACCAAUACAACUGACGAUCUGAACAUCAACAGCAAAUUCAUGGAUCACAGACAACACCAUCCUGGAGGAAAUGCAGAGAUACAAUUACUCAUGGACUGGAACCUAAAUAUGCCUCCUAGUAAUGGCAGUAAAUAUUAUGAAGCAUUCAUAUAUUAUUCACAAAUUAUGCAGGCAAUGUCAAUAAAAGUGGAGAGUGAGCAUUAUCGGAGAUUCAGGAACAAUUUGAAUAAUAAGGGAGAGGGUAAUACUAUGGGUGCCCUUUAUUGGCAGUUGAAUGAUGUAUGGUUAGCCCCCACUUGGUCAGGCAUAGAUUAUACUGGAAAAUGGAAAAUGUUGCAAUAUCAUACACAAGAAUUUUUCGCCCCUAUCAUCAUAACAGGACAUAUCAAUGUGGAGAGAACAUUGGAUAUAUACAUUGUAUCAGACCUCCUGUCACCAGUUCUAGGUGUAACAGCUGUCAUUAGAGUGUAUCACUGGAACUCAUUGGAACCUCUUAGCACUGAGAGUUUAUCGAUAGACUUGGAAGCAGGACACUCUCAUCUCAUAAAAUCCUUACAAACUGACAAUUACUUGAAUGAAAAAAAAUGUGGGGCACUAAAUGACGCGAGAAACUAUUGUUUCUUCUACUUGUCACUGGAAAAAGAUGGUGCAAAAGUUGCUCCUGAUAACUUUGUCUUUCCCGAGAAGCUCAAAAAUUCUCAUCCUCAACAAGCUAAAGUACAAAUUGUGUCCGUGGAGAAUAUCAGUAAUGAAGGAGUUUAUCAAAUUACGAUAGCUACAGAUAAAGCAGCAUUGUUCGUCUGGUUGGAUACAGUUAUACAGGGAACAUUUUCAGAUAAUGGAUUUUUACUCGUCAACUCUACACAAAAUAUUUACUUCACCAGUGAGGAAAACACAACAGCGGAGGAAUUAUCUAAAAGUUUAACUAUUACACACUUGCUCGAUGAACAAUAUUUUCAGUAA